Messenger RNA from Linum tenue, 219 nucleotides. The record is from the annotation of a GenBank genome assembly. NCBI's taxonomy places the organism in Eukaryota, Viridiplantae, Streptophyta, Magnoliopsida, Malpighiales, Linaceae.
AUGUGCCGCAACAAGAUAGAGAAGCUCCGCAGCAGGUACCGCGUCGAGCUCCACGCAGUUUCCUCGGAUGUAGUGGGUUCCAAUUGGCCCUAUUUCGCUCUCAGCGAUUUAGGGUUUCUUCAAUACGCGAAAGCUGCUGCAGCUGUGAUGGGAGCAAAGAGGAAAAGAGCAGAGGAGGAAGAAGAAAGGCGCGAAAAGGGGGUUUGGGUUGGUGGAUGA